AUGAACUCUGCCCAUCCAACAAUGUUCAGCUUCCUGGAUGUCUUGAAAUCACUUGAAGCUAGCCACGCCAAACAUCUAGCCCAGCUGGCCCAUGGUGCCAAGCCUCCUCCGCGGAAGAGAAAAUAUGUGUACCUCGAUGCUACAACCGUUCAGCAACUACUGCAGCCACAGCAACUACUGCAGCCAAAGCAACAACUGCAGCCACAGCAAAAACUGCAGCCACAGCAACUACUGCAGCCACAGCAACAACUGCAGCCACAGCAACUACUGCAGCCACAGCAACAACUGCAGCCACAGCAACUACUGCAGCCACAGCAACAACUGCAGCCACAGCAACUACUGCAGCCACAGCAACUACUGCAGCCACAGAAACAACUGCAGCCACAGCAACUACUGCAGCCACAGCAACAACUGCAGCCACAGCAACUACUGCAGCCACAGCAACAACUGCAGCCACAGCAACUACUGCAGCCACAGCAACUACUGCAGCCACAGAAACAACUGCAGCCACAGCAACUACUGCAGCCACAGCAACAACUGCAGCCACAGCAACUACUGCAGCCACAGCAACAACUGCAGCCACAGCAACUACUGCAGCCACAGCAACUACUGCAGCCACAGAAACAACUGCAGCAACAGCAACAACUGCAGCCACAGCAACUACUGCAGCCACAGCAACUACUGCAGCCACAGAAACAACUGCAGCAACAGCAACAACUGCAGCCACAGCAACUACUGCAGCCACAGCAACAACUGCAGCCACAGCAACUACUGCAGCCACAGCAACUACUGCAGCCACAGCAACAACUGCAGCCACAGCAACUACUGCAGCCACACCAACAACUGCAGCCACAGCAACCACUGCAGCCACAGCAACUGCUAGUCAUGUCGGUUACAGCAUUCACAGCAGCAACAACAUUUACAGCAACUACUGCAGCAAUGUUGACUACAUCAGUCACAUCAACAGCAGCAAUCCCAGCAACUAAGAGUGACAGCAAACAAAACCUGCUGCUAACAGCUGCAUGGCAGCCAGAGACAAACGAGUGA
Molecule: messenger RNA, 1047 nt
Organism: Haliotis rufescens (red abalone)
Lineage: Eukaryota; Metazoa; Mollusca; Gastropoda; Lepetellida; Haliotidae
Product: bromodomain-containing protein DDB_G0280777-like
Exons: 2
Coding region: 1-1047 (348 amino acids)
Source: RefSeq, a predicted model, not a curated record